Cucurbitaria berberidis CBS 394.84 is the source of this 384-nucleotide messenger RNA. RefSeq names its product vacuolar protein sorting 55. NCBI's taxonomy places the organism in Eukaryota, Fungi, Ascomycota, Dothideomycetes, Pleosporales, Cucurbitariaceae. Gene Ontology annotation, cellular component: Vps55/Vps68 complex; endosome. Gene Ontology annotation, biological process: late endosome to vacuole transport via multivesicular body sorting pathway. The record is from RefSeq and is a predicted model, not a curated record. The coding region runs from base 1 to 384 and encodes 127 amino acids. The transcript has 3 exons.
AUGGCUGGCAUCAAGACGAUCAUAGGGCUGUCCUUCGUCCUUGCGAUAGGUUUCCUCCUCGUCAUCUUGUCCGCCGCGCUGUUCAAGAACUACCUCACACUAUUGGUAGUCGCAACCUACGUAGUCGCGCCAUUACCGAACUGGCUCUGCGGAAGAGCAGCGAAUCACGAUGAUUUCAUGGAGAGCGCAGGACACGGAGUUGUAGAUUUCGGAAGAUUCUUGACAGGAUUCUUCGUUGUCAUGGGCAUUGCUCUCCCAACACUGCUGUGGCACUCUGCGCAGAUUGCCGGCGGAGCGGCAGCCAUGUCGGUCUUCGGUGGUCUUUUGAUCUACGCCACUAUCAUCAGCUUUACACUAUUCUUCCAGGAGCAAGAAGACUUCUGA